Messenger RNA from Acaromyces ingoldii, 420 nucleotides. RefSeq lists its product as hypothetical. Gene Ontology annotation, biological process: mitochondrial respiratory chain complex IV assembly. Lineage: Eukaryota; Fungi; Basidiomycota; Exobasidiomycetes; Exobasidiales; Cryptobasidiaceae. The transcript is spliced from 4 exons. Gene Ontology annotation, cellular component: mitochondrion. The record is from RefSeq and is a predicted model, not a curated record. Bases 46 to 360 code for a protein of 104 amino acids.
UCCUCCACCUUCGUCUUCUUCCGUCUUUCUUCAGAGACUACAACCAUGAAUUCUUGCGUCGGUAUACGAAAUGACCUGGCAGCUUGCCUGAUCGCGACGGACUGCGUGCAAAAGGAGGGAAAGACGGGCCAGGAGUGCCUCCGGGAUCACAUGGACGAGCUGCCGCAGGAUUGUCAGCACCUGUACAAGUCCUACGUCGCCUGUCGAAGGGGCAUGCUGGACAUGAGGAAGAGAUUUCGCGGGAAUGCACCGACAGCAUCAAGCGCCAACAAUCCGCCCGGCGGGACAUCAUCCGUCUCGCCAGAGGCACCAGGACCCAACGACCCUGCGUCCGCUCUCAGUCCAAAUCAAGAAGGUUGAGCUUGUAGCAAGGGGCUAAACAUAUUACAUUACGUGAGGUUGGGUUGUGCUGUUGAGUGA